UUUGUGCGAGUGGGCGUUGUGAGAGGAUGACAAAUAGAGUCCUUUUACUACACAGAAAGUUACGUAACAAACGAAACGUGGAUUAUAUCGGGUGAACAGUCGUACACUGUGCCGUAGAGCAAGGAGCAUUGUAAGACAUUUCAUCUUGAGAUCAACGUCCAGCACGGUCCAUCACUCGGGAGCUCGCAUCCGCUCGUCAUCAUGCCGUCUUACAAACUCACCUACUUCGACAUCCGCGGCCUUGCCGAGACGGCACGCAUGCUGUUCGUGCUCGCUGGAGAGAAAUUCGAGGAUGUCCGGCUAACAUCAGAAACAUGGCCAGCAGUCAAACCAACGACACCUUACGGCCAGCUCCCCCUGCUCGAAGUGGACGGUAAAAUGCUUGCCCAGUCUAAGGCCAUCUACUACUACCUCGCAAGAGAAUUCAAGCUGUACGGUGCCGACAACUGGGAGAGUGCCGCCAUCGACAUGGUCGGCGAGCUCCUGUCUGACAUGAUGAAACAAUUCAGCUCAUACCGGUUCGAAAAAGACGAAGCAAAAAAGGCUGAAUUUAAAACGAAGUUCGACGAAGCGCUGCCUGUGGGUCUUGAGAGGCUGGAGGGGGCCCUCAAGAAGAACAAAGGAGGAGACGGUUUCUUCGUCGGUGACAAGAUCAGCUUAGCCGACAUCCAAGUCUUCAACUCAUUCGAGUAUGUCGUGCAGUAUGACGCUGCAGCGCUGGACAAGUACCCUAAGCUGAAGGCGUGGCAGGCCCGCGUGGCUGCUAGCGAGAAACUGGCGCCCUACUUGGCCAAGCGCAAAGUCACUGAAAUGGCGAGAGAGCUGGUCCAUCUAAUUUUGUUUCUAGUGCAAUUUUUGAGAAUCGCCACAAUCACGAUGCCUUCUUACAAACUCACCUACUUCGACCUUCGUGGCCGCGCAGAGCCAAUCAGAAUGCUCUUCACAGUUGCCGGGGUCCCGUUUGAGGAUGUGCGGGUACAGUCGGCGGACUGGCCUGCCAUGAAAGCGAAGACACCAUUCGGCCAAAUGCCAAUGUUGGAGACCGAUGGCAAAGUACUACCCCAGACCAGAGCAAUUUUGUACUAUGUUGCAAGAGAGUUGAAGCUGUACGGUGCCAGUAACUGGGAGAGCGCCCUCAUCGACGUAGUCGGAGAGCUCAUGUUUGACCUCAAGAAGCCUUUUGCGGAAACAAUCUUGUUUGAGAAAGACGAAGCCGUCAAGGCUGCAAACGUUAAGAAGUUCAUCGGUGAGACAUCGCCCCCAAUACUGGCCAAACUCGAGGAACAACUAAAGAAGAACAAAGGAGGAGAUGGAUUCUUUGUCGGUGACAAGAUCUCUCUGGCAGACGUCAUGUUCUUCGCGGACAUCGAUUGGAUGCCUUUCAAGGACGAGCCGAACUUCGUGGCCAAGUACCCAAAGCUGAAGGCACUACGUGCCCGACUAGCUGCCGACAAAAAAAUGGCGGCUUACUUGGCGAAGCGUAAACAAACACCUUUUUGAACUUUGCAUUGAGUCUG
Patiria miniata (bat star) is the source of this 1517-nucleotide messenger RNA. RefSeq lists its product as uncharacterized. Gene Ontology annotation, biological process: glutathione metabolic process. The record is from RefSeq and is a predicted model, not a curated record. NCBI's taxonomy places the organism in Eukaryota, Metazoa, Echinodermata, Asteroidea, Valvatida, Asterinidae. The coding region runs from base 202 to 1500 and encodes 432 amino acids. Gene Ontology annotation, molecular function: glutathione transferase activity. The transcript is spliced from 10 exons.